This is a messenger RNA of Hirsutella rhossiliensis, 411 nucleotides long. RefSeq names its product core histone h2A/H2B/H3/H4 domain-containing protein. The record is from RefSeq and is a predicted model, not a curated record. The transcript is spliced from 3 exons. The coding region runs from base 1 to 411 and encodes 136 amino acids. Gene Ontology annotation, molecular function: protein heterodimerization activity; DNA binding; structural constituent of chromatin. Gene Ontology annotation, cellular component: nucleosome. NCBI's taxonomy places the organism in Eukaryota, Fungi, Ascomycota, Sordariomycetes, Hypocreales, Ophiocordycipitaceae.
AUGGCCCCGAAACCUGGGAAACCAUCCGUCGCGUCGGCGGCUCGGCGUGCGCGCCCUAGAGACGUUCAAGCCGGCGAUCCGAUUCCCGUAAAGCACAAGAGACGCUAUCGCCCUGGCACCGUUGCGCUGCGCGAAAUCAGGCAAUAUCAGAGUGGCACCAAGCUCCUGCUCCUCAAGCUACCAUUUAUGCGCCUGGUCCGCGAGAUAGGCAUGGAUUUCCGGCCCAGGGGGAGGGAGUUUCGGUGGCAGAGCCAGGCCAUUCAGGCCCUACAAGAAGCUGCCGAGGCAUUCAUGGUCCAUCUGUUCGAGGACGCUCAAUUAUGCGCAAUCCACGCGAGAAGAGUUACGGUUAUGCAAAAAGAUAUCCAGCUUGCGAGGCGAAUUCGGGGCAUUUGGGCUGGCUUGGGAUGA